Paramecium sonneborni is the source of this 867-nucleotide messenger RNA. NCBI's taxonomy places the organism in Eukaryota, Ciliophora, Oligohymenophorea, Peniculida, Parameciidae. The record is from the annotation of a GenBank genome assembly.
AACACUACUAUAAAUACAUGAACAAUCAAAAUAAUUAAAUUGAUGAUUAAGUUGUAAAUCAAAAAAAUGUUCGUGACAAGACAGGUUUACCUAUUAAAAGAUUCUAUUCUGUUAAAAUUAAUUGUCAAAUUUGUUUAGAUUAAUUAACAUAAAAUGAUGAAAUAUUCAGAACAAAUUGUGGAGAUACCUUCCACAAAAAUUGUAUCAACUAAUAUAUUGAAUAAAAUUUAAAAGAGCGAUAUCAAGAGCUUCGUUGCCCAUCUUUACAUUGCAGUAAUAUUAAAUUAUUAUAUAAAUUAAUAGAAGAAAAAUUAUCAGCUUCACUCUUACCAAAAUUAGGAUAUACAUAUUAAUAAAUUAACAUCUAUUUUAGUGCAUAAUUAGAAGCUUUAGUUAUUGGUUAUCCAGAUAAAUUCUCUUGUUGUCCAACAUUAGGAUGUCAAAAUAUUUUUAUUGUCAAUUAAAGAGAAUAACCUUUAUUUUGGUGUGAAUUUUGUGAUAAAAAAUAUUGUCUCAGAUGUAAAUCAGAUGCCCAUCCAUAAUUCACAUGUGAAGAAUUCUAAAAAUCUAAGAAUAUCGAAGUAAAAAUCAAUUUAUUUUUAAUAUCAAUAGAAUAAUGAAAGAGAAUUCAAAAAAUUAAUUGAAAAUCUCAGUUGUAAAUAAUGUUCAAAUUGUGGAGCAUGGAUAUUAAAGUCAAAAGUAUAAAAAUAUAUGAUAUUAGGGAUGUAAUCAUAUGAAAUGUAAAUGUGGAUAUGAAUUUUGCUAUAAAUGCGGUAGAAAGUAUAGAGCUCCAGAUUGCAAAUGUCCCUUAUUUGACAGAGACAAUUUACCAUAACCUUGAAAAAUUUAUAAAAAAUUGAAUAACAU